This is a messenger RNA of Phragmites australis (common reed), 1202 nucleotides long. RefSeq names its product probable kinase CHARK. Lineage: Eukaryota; Viridiplantae; Streptophyta; Magnoliopsida; Poales; Poaceae. Gene Ontology annotation, molecular function: protein kinase activity; ATP binding. Gene Ontology annotation, cellular component: plasma membrane. The record is from RefSeq and is a predicted model, not a curated record. The transcript is spliced from 3 exons. Bases 1 to 1026 code for a protein of 341 amino acids. Gene Ontology annotation, biological process: protein phosphorylation.
AUGGCGAACUUCUCAGAGUUCGUUUAUCACAUCGCCGGGGAGCCAUACGACUACCUCGGCUCCGGCUCGUCGGCCGCCGGCUACCUCCGGUCCUCUUCGCCGAUUGACAGUUUCCGUGGCUAUCCUGGAGUCGUUAACGCCACUGGUUCUUCGUCAGUCGUCACUGAUACUGCUGCUACUGUGGAGAGGAUCAGGCACCGUAACAUCCUCCAGCUCCUCGGCUGGUGCGAUGGCUCGGGAGGGCUCUUGCUUGUCGACGAGUUCAUGUCCAAUGGCAGCCUCGACAAACAUCUGUAUGAUCCUCAGAAGCUGUUAACCUGGUCACACAGGUACAAGAUUGCGCUGGGUGUCGGCUAUGCUAUACUGUACCUCCACACGGAGUGCGACCAGUGCGUCGUGCACGGCGACAUCAAACCUGCAAACAUCUUGCUCGACCCAUCCUUCAACGCUAAGCUCGGAGACUUUGGCUUAGCGAGGCUUGUUGACCACGGAGCCGACUCGCGUACAACACAGGUCGUGGCAGGGACGGCCGGGUAUAUUGAUCCAGAGUUCGUCAACAGCUGCAGGCCGAGCACCGAAUCUGACGUCUACAGCUUCGGUGUUGUCCUCCUGGAGAUCGCCUCCGGAAGGCGGCCGACAUCAACGCAAUCAACUGGAACUCCAAUAGUGCUACUGAAUUGGGUUCGCUACAUGUACCGCCAGAACUCGAUUCUUGGAGCAGCAGACCGGCGGCUGGAACGCGAGUUCGACGAGCGGCAGAUGAGGCGUGUGCUCACCACCGGCCUUUGGUGCACGCAUCGCGAUCGGAUCAAGCGGCCGUCGAUUGCGCAAGCCAUGGACGUUCUGCGACGUGACGACGCCGAGUUGCCCGUCCUUGAUCCAGAGAUGCUUAGUUCAUCAGUUCGUUCGCUGGAAGAGAAUUCUAAUGGUCAUUUGUCAGCAGAGGACUCUUCUUACGAGAAUUGGUCUGCUGAAACCGCGUACCACACUUCCAAGGAUUCCACUUAUCUGCUAGCACAAGAAUGAAAUGAAAUAAUUUAGAAGCCUCAUGCACAGCGUGUUCCUUCUUCGGCUAUUCUGUUGUGUUGUUGUUUAUCGAGGCACAAUUCUGUUGAUGUCCACCAUUUCGUUUAGAAUUUGCAGCUGUGUACUAUGUUAUGGCAUUUGUAUGGUAAUGUGUGAUCAGCUAAUUAAUCAUGUGU